AUGAGUGAGAGUGAAUCCACUUCAACUAAAGCUAAAGCUAGUAAGGAAGCAAAUGAAGAGAAAGAAGAUAAAAAGAAAAUUGAAGAGAAAUAUGUUCCUCCUGCACCAUACAAGCGACCAUUGCCCUUUCCUCAGAGGUUUCAGAAAGCACAAUUAGAUAAGCAUUUUGGGAAAUUCCUUAAAGUUUUGAAGAAGUUGGAGAUUUUAUCAAAUAAAAGAAGGUUGGAAGAUUAUGAAACUGUUGCACUUACUGAGGAGUGCAGUUCUAUAUUGCAGAACAAGCUCCCACCUAAGCUGAAAGAUCCUGGAAGUUUUUCCAUACCAUGUCACAUUAGAGAAACAAGUAUUGAGAGAGCAUUAUGUGACUUGGGGGCUAGUGUUAGCUUGAUGCCACUUUCCAUAUGUGAGAAGUUAAAGGUUGGAGAUCUAAAGCCCACAACUAUUUCUUUGCAGUUAGCUGACAGAUCUAUAAAGUAUCCAGUUGGGAUUUAG
Hevea brasiliensis (rubber tree) is the source of this 492-nucleotide messenger RNA. RefSeq lists its product as uncharacterized. The transcript has 2 exons. The coding region runs from base 1 to 492 and encodes 163 amino acids. The record is from RefSeq and is a predicted model, not a curated record. Lineage: Eukaryota; Viridiplantae; Streptophyta; Magnoliopsida; Malpighiales; Euphorbiaceae.